CGUGUGCGUGUGUGUGUGCGCGUGUGUGUGUGUAUGUGUGCAUGUGUCUCACCAAGGGAACAACUGCGUGGUAGAGAGCGAGCGAGAGAGCGAGAGAGAGAGAGAGAGAGAGAGUGUGUGAGGGGCCAGGGGCGAGCUUUAGACAGCGAGCAUGCUCCGAGUGUUACAGCACACCACCAGACACUGCUGCUAGGAACAAUGAACCCCUCAGCUACGCCAACUCUGCCUGUACCGUCCGCCUGAACACACACACACACACACACACACACACACACACACAGUCUCAUGCGCACAUGGUGCUCAGUGAUGUGAGGGGAAACGCGUGGUUGUGCAUAUGUUUGCAGUGCAGCUCUGCUAUCCUGCAGCAGAACGUUUGACUGGAGUUCAGUGUUCGGGAGAUUGGUGGAUAGGGGUGAGUGUUACGGGCUGACAGGACUCGCUCGGGUGUUCAGUGUUCGGAGCUUGAGUGGAUGAGGGUUCUUACUGACUGACGUGCCUUUGACAUCUGCUGCUUGGACGGCUUGAAAAGGGCCAGACCCGCCCCCGCCCCUCCCCCUUGCGCUUCUGCAUUCCGCUUCCGUGCCAGCCAACGCCCACAGCCUGAGACGGGGACUACCGGCACCUGGUUACCAUAGCAACGCCCUCCGCAGCCCCGCCCCUUUCCCGAGUGCCCCCAUGCCGCUUCUCGUGCCCCUCCACGAGUCCGUCUCAUAAAGGAUCCAGCGCCCGGUGGAACAGAAUUGUGUGAAAACUCUGUGCGUGUGUGUGUGCGUGUGUGUGUGUGUGUGUGUGUGUGUGUGUGUGUGUGUGCGUGCGUGCAACUGCUGCUACCUCCCUCCACUUCCAUGCAGCCCGCCUGCUCUGCGUCCCUUCUCAACCGCACAUAAUCAAUAAUGAGUUUCACCAUCCGCCCAGCCAGGCAGUUCAGCUGAGAAGAGUGAGUGUGUGAGAGAGAGAGAGAGACACACACACACACACACACACACACGCAGACUGAGGCCUGUGACAAGCAGACCACGGGAGGCUCCAGAACGCGACAGCAGGUGCCGAGGAUGGUACCCUGACUGCAGGCCAGCCCGACCCCUGCCUGUGCCCGUCCAGCGCGCCCCAGCGCCCCCGAGCUCUCCGCCGCGUUGCACCAACCAUAACCUGGACGAAACGACCUACACCCGCGCUUUUCCUUGACGCCGCCGUACCACCUGGAUUCCCCCCCACCGGCCUUUCACCUCCCUAGCGAUAUUCUUUCACCCGCUCCUCAUCCCAAAGCACCUUGGCGCCAUCAGAAAUGGCAGUGAAUGUGACAACCAUCCGGGACACGAAAUGGCUGACCCUGGAGGUGUGCCGGGAGUUCCAGCGUGGCACGUGCUCCAGGCCCGACUCUGAAUGUAAGUUCGCCCACCCCGCCAAGAGCUGCCAGGUGGAGAAUGGGAGGGUCAUCGCCUGCUUCGACUCCCUCAAAGGCCGCUGCUCCAGAGAGAACUGUAAGUACCUGCACCCUCCUCCACACCUGAAGACCCAGCUAGAGAUCAAUGGGCGGAACAACCUGAUCCAACAGAAGAACAUGGCCAUGAUCGCCCAGCAGAUGCAACUGGCCAAUGCCAUGAUGCCUGGUGCACAGCUGCAGCCUGUGCCCAUGUUUUCGGUGACGCCCAGCCUGGCCAGCAACGCCACGGCCGCCGCUGCCGCGGCGUUUAACCCGUACCUGGGCCCCGUGUCUCCGGGCCUGGUGCCCACCGAGAUCCUGCCCAGUGCACCCGUGCUGGUGACCAGCAGCCCCAACGUCCCGGUGCCAGCUGCUGCUGCAGCUGCUGCCCAGAAGCUGAUGAGAACAGAUCGGCUGGAGGUGUGUCGGGAGUACCAGCGAGGGAACUGCACACGGGGCGAGAACGACUGCCGCUUCGCGCACCCCGCAGACAGCACCAUGAUCGACACCAACGACAACACGGUCACCGUGUGCAUGGACUACAUCAAGGGCCGCUGCUCCCGCGACAAGUGCAAGUACUUCCACCCCCCGGCCCACCUUCAGGCCAAGAUCAAGGCCGCCCAGCACCAGGUCAACCAAGCGGCAGCGGCUGCCGCUAUGACUCAGUCGGCUGUCAAAUCACUGAAGCGACCCCUCGAGGCAACCUUUGACCUGGGGAUGCCACCGGUUUUGCCUCCAUUACCAAAGAGACCCACACUUGAAAAAGCCAAUGGUGCCACAGCUGUGUUCAACACUGGCAUGUUUCAGUACCAACAGGCGCUCACCAACAUGCAGUUCCAUCAGCAGACAGCCUUCAUACCGUCAGGCUCAAUAUUGUGCAUGACACCUGCAGCGAGUGUUGUUCCCAUGAUGCACGGUGCUUCGCCAGCCACUGUGUCUGCAGCCACAACAUCUGCCACAAGUGUUCCCUUCGCAACAGCCACAGCCAAUCAGAUUCCAAUAAUAUCUGCAGACCAUCUGACUAGUCACAAGUAUGUGACUCAGAUGUAGGAGCAAUUCAAACAGAACAAUCACACCAAAGUGUGCUCGCGUGCCGUCCGAAUUUGCGAACCACCCAGUUACACGCCAAACCAGAGCAAAACAAGAUAAGAAAUAACGCUGCCACUCCCUGGAAUGACGGAAACGCGCAUGCUAAUGCUGUUGAGGAGAUCUGAUAUAGCUCAUUCGGAGUCCUGAACACUCUUUAUCAAAGUUCACUUUGAUACCCAGAUGAGAAGGAACCUCACUGUCUGCCUGUUUUGUUUGUUUGGGUUUUUUUGUCCUUGGAUGGUACAAAGCAUGCUAGAACCAUUUCACUGACAGAAAAAGGUGGUAGUGUGGUAGGGUCUAGUGUCAUGGUUUUUUUUGGGGGGGGUUUCGACAGGUGUUUUUCUUUCAUGGUUUACAAACUAAGGUGCACCUUGUAUUGAAAUAAUAUAAAAGGAUCAGAAAAGAAUGUCAUAUAAGAGUAGAUGUUGUGCAUGCAAUCUUUCAUUUAUAACCAGAUAUUUUCUAGAACCUGAUUGUAAGAGGUGAGAGGAGGGACACUCGCAACAUUGACAACUGAAUGUUCUAGUUCUGACGGAAUGUUCUAGUCCUGACGGAAUGUUCUAGCUCUGAAGGAAUGUUCUAGUUCUGACGGAAUGUUCUAGUCCUGACGGAAUGUUCUAGCUCUGAGGGAAUGUUCUAGUUCUGACGGAAUGUUCUAGCUCUGACGGAAUGUUCUAGUUCUGAGGGAAUGUUCUAGUUCUGACGGAAUGUUCUAGCUCUGACAGAAUGUUCUAGUUCUAAGACAAAGCGGUGUACCUUUUCAAGCACAUUGAAGUUUUGAUCUUCGUGUUGCAGACUCCACAUCAAGUGCCAUAGACAGUACUUGCAUCCAAAAAACUACAUUAGACUAUAGAAAUGUUGCGUUUGAAUUAUUAAUGCCUUUAAAGUCUUUAAUGUGUUGUCUUAUUCUGUUUUUUUUCCUUCAAUAUUCUGAUUCUGGUUUCAGUAUUUUGGCCAACUGGUAUUUAGUAAUGCUGAUUUGCCCUUCCUCCCUCAGUUUUACAAAAUAAUCACCAAAAAAGAGUGUCAAUACUAAAAGGUGGAAAAGGUCUUGCUCCCUUUAGCUUCUGCUAGUUCUCCUUUAUUUCUCCGUCUCCUUUUUAUUCGGCAUUUCUUUUACUUAAUCAAAUCCAACAGACAAACUUCAGAUUAGAACACUGGUUGGUCUGAGGGCAUCUUGUUUGAUGUAAAAACUAAAGUGACUCAAGACUGCGCAGAAAGACAAUGAGCACUGCACAAUAUUGCCAGGGGACAGACACUAAUGUUGUUCUAGUGAAGAAAUCCUUACGUUAGCAAAUUAACCAGGACACGUUUCAGGUAGUUAAGCUACAUGGUGGGCAGUGUAUGUUUUUAGUGAAUUUAUUACAUAGUUACGCUAUUUUAUUGUUAUUUUUGAAAAAUUGUUUUGCUGUUUCUAGUUUGGAAUUAGUGCAAAUGGUCUGAAAUUCUAUUGAUUGAAAAAUGAAAAGAGAAAAAAAAGGAUUAAAAGACUUUCUUUUCCUUCUGUUUUGUAAAAAGAAAACAAUGUUCCAGGGUUUUGUUUUAAUUUCCAAGCUUUGCUUUUUCUUUUCUUUUGGACUUUUUCUUUAUCGGGGCUGUGGGUGUUUUUCGAGGUCCCGCGGUGCUGUGUGUGGGAGAGCACCGCGAUGAGCGCGGAGGUCACGCAAGCCUCACGCGGGGAAAAAAACUCAACCGGAGCGCUUCGCGAGCGAUCCGCUCCUCCGCUCGCUCGGCUCGUGGGCGAGUUACAAGGGCACUGACGAGCGUCAUUUGUUAGUAAAGUACAUCCGACGAGGGCAUGAUUUAAUGAUUGUAUGAUUCAACAAAAAGCGCCUUAGUCUGCCAUAAGCUCGGCGCCACAGAGUACACCACUCAGACACGUCAUUGCUCGGUUGUCAUUCGGUCCACGCCAUUUAUUGAUUUUUAAUUAUGGCUGUUAAUGGCCAUCCACCCCCGUUUCCCACGCAAUUGUAUGUUAAUUGUUUUAGUAUGUUUUUUGUCCAUUUCAUAUAUAUAUAUUUUUCAAUGAAAUAGGAAUGUUUUGUCACAUAACUAAGCUUGGAUACUGUUUUAGUAUUUUGUUUGUCAAGUAAGAUUUACCAAUAACUUUUGUAGUGUAUGAAACAUUAGAAAUAAUGUGUUUUUUCGUUUCAUCAUACCAUACUCAGUUUAAAAUUUGUGUAGUGCUGAGUUAAGUAUUAGUAGUACAAUUGUAAACUAAAUAAUUUUUAUUUUUAGUGAAAGGUAAGAAUUUUCUUUAUUUUUCCUUGUUUGAAAUCUUCGAACAAACAUCUUUUAUAUGAAUAACUUACAAUGAGGAAAUGGUUGCCAAGAGACAAACUGACUUGUUGCUGUGGUGACAACUACGGCUGUUAUUGGAAUAAUAUUUUAAAUGAAUUUCUGGUUUGUAAUUAGUCAUUCUAAUUAGAAAAGAAAAAGAGAGUAUAGUUCUUAGAUGUUAAAGUUGUUUUCUACUGUAUUCAUUUCAAAUAGUAACUAUUGUUCGAAUAUUUCCGAUCUCCCUGUAAGUCAGGCCUUGUUAAAGGAAAAAAAAGCUGCAUAUUUGAUCACUCGUGGGGCAGUGUGAUUGGAGGUUAGGUCCGAGGGGUGGGCCUUAAGACCAGGAAGGGGGGGGGGGACUCUUAUUUUGGAAUGCCACACACAGCAGGAGCCUAAGGGGGUGAAGGUUGACUCUUUUUGCACUUCUGUAUAUAGUCAAAACAGAAAGAAUCGUGUAUAAUACUGAGAUCUUAUUUUGAAUAAAAAUGUCUAUAAAUAUGAGGAAUUUUGUUAACGAUAUAAAAAAAAAAAAGAAAAAAGUCAGGCUGAACAAAACCGCUCGCAAAAAUUGACACGGAAUUCUGAACUCUCAAAACUUUCCGAAAAAGGCAAAACCGUUGCUCUGCUUUUUUGUCAGCAGCUUGUAGCCUUGCCAGGAAAUCUUGGGGUGGAGGUGACCUUUGCCCUCCAGAGGAAGGUCCUAUGGGAAAGGUUGUGUCCGUCACGUCCUUGGGCGUGGCCAAGCAGCGCCCUCUAUAGGUCCAAACACAAAUCGACAAGUCUUGUUUCUUUCCUCCAUCCACUACGGAUUGCAUGUUAAAGGAAAUAACAUAUACCACGAAAAAACUUCACUGAGUAAUACUGAGUAAACAAACAUGUUAUACAGCAAAACUUAUUUACAGUAUACAUCGUAAUAUUAAUGUAAUGGACUAAAAAAUACAAAAAAGUGGUUUUAUUAAACAAAAAAAAAAAAAAAGAUCCCUGAAGAGCACACUCACUGAAGUGUUUGGGGCUCUGGUGGGGCAAGAACAACAUCUACAAGUGUACAUCAUAGCUAUAAGUAAGAUUUUUCUCUUCAUAUGUUGUAUUUUAAGUAGAUGAUGGAUCAACAACCAAAUUAUUUGGCACUCAGAAAUAUGGUAUUAAGUUAGGAAAUGUUUCGCAUUCAUGUUGAGUUGCCAAAUGGUUCUGUGUUACCAAAGUUGAGUGUGCUUACGCGUUUCCGGCUUGUUCACGACUCCGCCCCUCGGCCGCCACCGGCGGUUGUGGGAAGGAGACCUUCUUCAUCGGCUACAAGUGCACAUUUGAGUUUAUAACACAUUGUAAUCUCCGACUUAUGGUUUGUUUCUGCUUGUAGUGGUAAAUAACGUAUUCUGUCCUAAGCUGCAGUUUGUUUCGGCUAAUUUUAUUAUUUAGUGCUUUCUGAAAAAGGUCUUUGUAAUUUAGCCAAAUGUCAGUGUCCACUUAUCGCCUGCAAUCUAUACACCAAUACUACAGUCUUAAGCCAUAAAACGUUGGAUUCAUACACGUCUGACUUUGCCGUGAUAAGGUAUGGGCGGCACCAUUAGUUCGACAAGGAGCGGUCUCCUGGCAACAAGGAGGCGGUCUCCUGGCAACACAGUUAAUGUACAGGUCAAUCCCUCACUCUCAUCGUGCAGGAAAUUAUUGGAACAAAAACGCUACAAUACAAAGACCUUAAAGUGGGCUCUUAUUGCUUGAUUUCAUUCUUGCUGUUAUAAAAAAAAAAUCUAAUGAAAAUAUAUAAAUGAACUUAAAUAAAUAAAAGUGGAUUUGCAAACA
Electrophorus electricus (electric eel) is the source of this 6592-nucleotide messenger RNA. NCBI's taxonomy places the organism in Eukaryota, Metazoa, Chordata, Actinopteri, Gymnotiformes, Gymnotidae. The record is from RefSeq and is a predicted model, not a curated record.